Molecule: messenger RNA, 1943 nt
Organism: Colius striatus (speckled mousebird)
Lineage: Eukaryota; Metazoa; Chordata; Aves; Coliiformes; Coliidae
Gene: PIGP
Product: phosphatidylinositol glycan anchor biosynthesis class P
Exons: 4
Coding region: 265-669 (134 amino acids)
Biological process (GO): GPI anchor biosynthetic process
Molecular function (GO): phosphatidylinositol N-acetylglucosaminyltransferase activity
Source: RefSeq, a predicted model, not a curated record
CGCGGCUCCUGUGCGGCCGUUGAGGGGUGAGUGGAAGGCCGGCCGCCACAGCUGGGCGCGUGCGCCUGCCCCUCACGCCUCUGCCCGCCGUGGGGCUGAGGGGCGCCUGCGUGGGCCUGGCAGCGCGCUAAGGUGUCGCGUCCCACCCACACCAAUAACCGGGGGGGAGGGGUUCUGAGGGGACCUUACCGGGAAACCUCUAAAACAAACGCUUCUUCACCCUUGUUUCGCUCCCCGCCUCGAAGUUAGAGGGAAGAGACCGAUAUGGUUGAAAACUCUCCGGCCCCUUUGCCAGAAAGGGCGAUAUAUGGAUUUGCUCUUUUUUUAGGAUCCUGGUUUGGCUUUAUCUUAUAUCUGAUCUGGGCAUAUAUUCCUGAGACUUGGCUGUUCUCAUUGGGACUAACAUACUGGCCUCAAAAAUACUGGGCAGUUGCUUUGCCAGUGUACCUACUGGUCACCAUAGGAAUUGGUUAUAUAUUACUUUUUGGUAUUAACAUGAUGAGUACAGCUCCACUUAACUCCACACAUACCAUUACAGAUGACUAUGCAAAAAAACAGCAACAGAAGAAAUUUCAAGAAGAAGCAAUUCCAGCGUUAAGGGAUAUUCCUAUCAGUGAAGUAAACAGAAUGUUUUUCCUUCCUGAAAAAGGAAUCUGCAAUAGCAGAUAGUCAUUAUUAAGAUCUGUUGGAAUAAAGGAUUAGUAGAACUGUUACAUAAGGAAAAUCAAAACCUCUCCAAGCGGGAAAAAAACCCACUCUCUUUGUAGAACAAAGCUUUUUUUUUUUUUUUUUUUACUCCUGAAUUUCAACUAAAUUCAUGUGGACACAUUUCCUUGAGAUGAUGUGAUUUCAUUGUUAUGCAUGUGCCUUAAUAACCUGCACUGGUAAGAGAAUAAUGCCACAAUAAUUUAUCUAAAAAUUGUUGUGAGUUUAAAAUAGAAUUUUAUUACUUACAAUUUCCCUCUGAGAGUAAAAUAAGUGCUUUUGGGCAUAGCUUGUUUCUGUUUCUCUUUGAAUUCAGGGAGAGAAAAUACGUUCUGUUGAAGUGUUUACAUUGUAACUAUACAGUUUUCAUUUGUAAAUGUUAAUAAAAUGUGGCUAAUUUUUACUGGUUAAAGUUAGCCAUUUUUCUGUAGUUCCAUGAUAUUUGUCCUGGGUAAAGGUGUAUAGUGGUCUGGUUUUCUUUACACAUCUUUACUCAUUUUCUUUACUCAUCAAAAUAAGUUUGUUUGGGGAUUUUUCCCCAAAUUAGUGGACUUAUUGAAAUACUAGAAAUAAAGAAGGCAGGUUGUGAAGAUUUUCUGAAAACAGUCUUGAAAUGGCUCUCUUUUUUUUUAACCACUCUUAAGAGUUUUGAAAACUAGAUUCAAGAAAAUUUCUGGAGAUACGGGAACCAACAGCUCCAUCAUUAUAGUCUAGGUUAUAACACAAAGGAUGGUAACUUGUUAUGGCAGUGGUUCAGGUGUUUCUCAAGCAGUGAAUUUUCUUUCAUAUAUGCCUUGUUGAGCACAAUUUUUAUUUCCCUUCUUCCAAGAUUCACAAAGCCAGUUGUCUUCAGUAGUCAGCAUUAUAUCAUUCGGUUAUAAAGACCAGUGAAUAGAGCCUCACUGUCAGUCUGUUACCUCUGUAAACCAACUUCUGACCAGCCGAGUAUUUAGUUAAAAACAUCAGUAUUUCGUUAAAAGAUAAUAAAUUUUUGAAAAUUCAUGUAAAGAAUCUUAUGUCAGUUCUUUAGAAAUUGGUCAAAACAACUCUCAGUUAUUGUGGGAAGUCUUUGGACAGUGGUAACAACCCAUCUGAUAUGAAUGUGAAAUUCAAGAGUUUCUUGUGUCUAGUCUUUGGUAAUUUACUAUUUUUUCCACCUGUGUUUGAAAAGAAACCCCAAACAUGCUAGGUAUUAUGGCCAGGAGAAAAAUACCUUCUUAGUGAAGGAAAAAAAAAAA